AUGGGUUUGACGGAACAAUGCUCCUCCACCUUCCUCUCCACCGGCAACCCCUGCCUCGACUUCUUCUUCCACAUAGUCCCCAACACUCCCGCCGACAAAUUGAUCGAUCGGCUCAACCUGGCCUGGGCUCACGAUCCCCUCACUGCGCUCAAGCUGAUCUGCAAUCUGCGAGGAGUCAGAGGAACCGGCAAGUCGGACAAAGAAGGGUUCUACGCGGCGGCGCUCUGGCUCUACAGCCACCACCCGAAAACACUCGCUCUCAACGCUAGGGCUUUGGCGGAAUUCGGCUAUUUCAAGGAUUUCGUCGAGAUUCUGUUCCGGAUCCUCGAAGGCCUCGAAGUGAGGAAGAAAGCCAAGGAGGAAAGACAAGAGAAGGAGCGAGAGAUUGCUAAAGCGGCUAAGGCGUUGAAGAAGUACAAUUCCGAUCCCAAUUACAGGCUCCUGUUCGAUUCGAUUGCAGAUCUCUUUGCAGAUUUGCUGAAAUCUGAUAUGGCGGCCCUGAAAUCGAAGGAUUACUCGAAGAUCACUCUGGCGGCGAAGUGGUGCCCUUCGAUCGACUCCUCCUAUGACAAAUCCUUGCUAAUCUGCGAGGCAAUCGCUCGCCGGAUGUUCCCCAAGGAGAGCGAUAAGGAGUACGAAGCCGCGGAAGAAUCCCACUACGCUUACCGCGUGCGAGAUAGGCUUCGAAAGGAAAUCCUCGUCCCUCUCCGCAAAGCCCUCCAGAUUCCGGAGGUUUACAUGAGCGCACGAAACUGGAAUUCUCUUCCUUACGGUCGAGUUCCAUCGGUGGCUAUGAAGAACUACAAGGAUCUGUUCGUCAAGCACGACAAGGAGAGGUUCGAGGAGUAUCUGGAGAAAGUGAAGGCCGGCAAGGCGAAGAUCGCAGCAGGGGCGUUGCUCCCCCACGAGAUCAUCGCCCAGCUGAACGACGACAGCGAUGGAGGGGCCGUGGCGGAGCUUCAGUGGGCGAGGGUGGUGGAGGACAUGUCGAAGAAAGGCAAGCUGAGCAACUGCAUUGCCGUUUGCGAUGUGUCAGGUAGCAUGUCCGGGACUCCAAUGGAGGUUUGCGUGGCACUUGGGCUGCUGGUUUCGGAGCUAAGCGAGGAGCCGUGGAAAGGGAAAGUGAUCACUUUCAGUGAAAAACCGGAGCUCCAUAUGGUCCAGGGGGAGACGCUCCAGGAGAAGACUGAAUUCAUCAGGAGGAUGGAGUGGGGGAUGAGCACCAAUUUCUACAAGGUGUUCGACAAAAUUCUGGAUACGGCGGUUGCAAACAACCUGACGGAGGAUCAGUUGAUAAAGCGGGUGUUCGUGUUCAGCGACAUGGAGUUCCACCAGGCAUAUGCGAACCCCUAUCCCCACCGCCACUAUGCACCAUAUGGCGGCCACUUCCCAAUCUAUGGCGGUGGUGGUGGUGGCUUCGGAGGAUCUGAGGUGGAGGAGGAGGAAGUGCUGCAGCCAAGGAGUUGGGAAACGGAUUAUCAGGCGAUACAGAGGAAGUUCGGGGAGAAGGGGUACAGCAGGGUGCCGGAGAUCGUGUUCUGGAAUCUGAGGGACUCUUCGGCCACACCGGUGGUGGGAACACAGAAUGGGGUGGCGCUGGUGAGUGGGUUCUCGAAGAAUUUGCUGACGAUGUUCAUGGAUGGAGGUGGGAUAGUGAAUCCAGAGGAUGUGAUGGGGUUAGCCAUUGCUGGGGAGGAGUACAAGAAGCUUGUGGUGUUCGACUGA
Molecule: messenger RNA, 1725 nt
Organism: Linum tenue
Lineage: Eukaryota; Viridiplantae; Streptophyta; Magnoliopsida; Malpighiales; Linaceae
Source: the annotation of a GenBank genome assembly